CACACUGGAGUUUCUCCAACGCUAAUAUUCUGUUUUUAUGAACACCUUUUUUGGAUUUAUCAAACGUAUCAAUUUGAUAUCCAUCUCAGGUUGUUCAUUUUCUCAAUCUUUCUCUCACUCUAUUUUUUUUUCCAUAAAGGAGUUUCUUUUCCAUAAAUCCUGAGAGGCACCGAGGUUGAAUCCAAGAAGAAAAAAGUGUUGAGUCAAUCCCAGAGUCCUCACUCUCAUCUCAGACAUUGCUGAUCAUGAGUGGAUCUAGUGCUUCCCCUCUUGUUGUGGACAAUGUGAUAAAGUUGCAGUAGAGCAGGAGAAUGAACCGGUUUGCUGAGAAGUUCAAAACAACCAACGUUCUUCUAGCAUGGAUUCAUUCGGCGAUGUUUGCCCCUGCCAGCGUGGCGUUGGUCAUGAUGAAGAACGGACGCUUAAAAGGCUUCGGGUAUGUGACGUUUUCAUCUCCUGAUGAGGCUCGAGAAGACAUCAUGGAGAUGAAUGGCAGGGUGCUGGGCAGCAGGACUGUGUACUUAAGUCCCUCUCAGACCACCCAGGGACGAAGUCAUGGCAUGAAGGUAGAAACCAUCUCGCCUUCAAAACCCUGCCCAGAACCAAGACCCAACGCCAACAAGAACAUCCAUCCACAGAGUGGUACUGCACAAUUGACGGUCCAAAGGCUUUGGAUUUGUCUGAUAUUCCUCUCUGGAUGAAGACACUAAUGCCAUCAGAGAGUUGAAUGGAAAGCUGGUGAGCAGGAGGUCACUGUGUAUCACUAUGGCUGAGCAGUGGACAGGGAGC
Messenger RNA from Silurus meridionalis, 789 nucleotides. RefSeq names its product polyadenylate-binding protein 1-like. The coding region runs from base 312 to 701 and encodes 129 amino acids. Lineage: Eukaryota; Metazoa; Chordata; Actinopteri; Siluriformes; Siluridae. The record is from RefSeq and is a predicted model, not a curated record. Gene Ontology annotation, molecular function: RNA binding. The transcript has 4 exons.